GAUCUCUCGACUAAUCGUAGAUAUUUUUAGUAGUCGAUUUUGCGGAUGUUGGGCAAGACGCGCGUUACUGCUACGUUGCGGUCCAUCAUGACGGUUUGAGCUUUAUAUCACUAAUUACAAAGCGCCAUGGAAACUGUGUCAGUAAUUAAGGCACGAUGUGAAGGCGGACAACAAUAAACAAAGGAUAUUAGUCAUACCCCGGCCGCAUUGCAAACAACAACGGAUUGAAAUCAAGAAGACUGACUCUACGAAACCUGUGAUCAUUUCGUGUGAUUUUUUUACUACUAACACUUCCACAAUAACGACGCAAACCGUACGAGAUGGAUUUCCUCUCGGAAUUCGACGAGGUGAUGGCGAAAGACAACAUGUACGACAUAAAAUUCGGCAACAAGAUCCAGAGGGUGGGCAAGAUCUUUUCCUACACGUUUUGGAGGACGAAGAUCGACGGCGAGAUAUUCUGGAGCGUCCAAGGCAACAAUAACGACGGUUCGGCGUGGAUCGUGACCCAAUAUUUUGGCCCGCCGGAGGAAGCUAAACGCUAUCAGCAGGAGAUCAUUUUGCACCAUCCCAGCGAGAAGAAAAUCAAGAUGGUGUAUACGUCGCCGUGCACCAAGGGAAUGAACUCGAUCAAGAUCUCCAGGGCUAUCGUCUACCAUUUCCGGGACGACAACAACAGCCUCAAUUUCGAAUACAGGAUAACCCGUUUGAAGAGGAGACCCUAUCCUCAGAGAAUCAUGUGGUAGACACAUUUGUUGCAUUUGUAAUCUUUAUUUAUGUUAUUUGGUAACAUAACUUUUAAGAUUACGUAAGCGUUUGAAGUAUAUGCGGUCAUAAUCUAGUAGAUAGCGGCAUUUUAAUGGAAGGCGUCUUAAUUACGCAUCGUGCGUGUGCUUUACGAUUAGUUAUAAUACGGAUACGGAUUCAUAUGGACGGCGAGUUGUAAAAAUUGUUAAUCGCGUUAAUUCUUUUGACCCAGACGAUUUUCUAUUAAUUUGAGUUUGUUGUGUACGAAAAAUUUAACUUUUACUUAACGGUUUAAUUGUUACGACACAAAAACAGCGGUUCGUUGCAAAGUAACGUAAGACAAAAACGGCGGCCACGUGAAAGCGACAGACACGCCACGAGACGUAAAAAGAAAUAAUUAAGAAGUUAGAAUUACGGCUGAUUUUCAUGGUGCUUGAAUCCUAAGCCGCCAUUUCGUUAAGUGGAAUAUUAGAACCGCGUGGAGAUGAGUUGAAAGUUCGUUUACGCACUAGACAAAAGUAACGUUUAUUUAUUUAUUGCAUGAGCAAAAUUUUGUUUUAGUAGUCGAUAUUUCUACACGUAGUUUCGUUUUAAAAACUCCCAAAAAAAUAUGCAAAUAUUAAAAAUGUUCCCAAAAAUAAAGGUACUACUUAAGCA
This is a messenger RNA of Cylas formicarius (sweet potato weevil), 1401 nucleotides long. RefSeq lists its product as uncharacterized. The coding region runs from base 321 to 743 and encodes 140 amino acids. Lineage: Eukaryota; Metazoa; Arthropoda; Insecta; Coleoptera; Brentidae. The transcript has 2 exons. The record is from RefSeq and is a predicted model, not a curated record.